Notothenia coriiceps (black rockcod) is the source of this 2206-nucleotide messenger RNA. It is a transcript of the gene hcn3, whose product is annotated as hyperpolarization activated cyclic nucleotide-gated potassium channel 3. The transcript has 7 exons. The coding region runs from base 1 to 1926 and encodes 641 amino acids. Lineage: Eukaryota; Metazoa; Chordata; Actinopteri; Perciformes; Nototheniidae. Gene Ontology annotation, cellular component: axon; membrane; HCN channel complex. Gene Ontology annotation, molecular function: voltage-gated potassium channel activity. Gene Ontology annotation, biological process: potassium ion transmembrane transport; regulation of membrane depolarization; sodium ion transmembrane transport. The record is from RefSeq and is a predicted model, not a curated record.
AUGACAAGCCUCUCCAGGAGUACAGAUGACCAAAGAAACAUUGGUGAGAGUCCAUCUCACAUACCUGAGAACCCCAGGUACCGCAGCUGGGGCAGCAUCCGCUUCUCGAGAUGGAGAAGUGGCUCCCAGAGGGCGAGCCCUCCUGGUACCCCCUCCUCGAAGUCAGAGAAGAAGGCGGAUGUGACCAAGACGCUCUUCUCCUUGGUUCAGACUCACAAUGACGACUACACAGCAGAUCCAGAAGGCCUGCUGGAAACCAAGGAGGAGGGCAGGGAGGGCGAGGAGGGCGAGGAGGGCAAAGAAGGCGAGGAUGUUGGGCCCGCAGAAGACGAGUCCAACUAUUUCCAGAAGCAGUUUGGGUCAAUGCUGCAGCCCGGGGUCAACAAGUUCUCCCUGCGCAUGUUCGGCAGCCACAAGGGUGUUGCAGCUGAGCAGGCAAGGGUCAGGAGCUUCGGAGUGUGGAUCAUCCAUCCCUACAGUGACUUCAGGUUUUACUGGGACCUCGUGAUGCUGCUGUUGAUGAUGAGCAAUCUGGUCAUCUUGCCGUGGGGAAUCACCUUCUUUGAAGACCAGAACACCAUGCCCUGGAUCACCUUCAAUGUCCUGUCUGACACUCUCUUCCUCAUGGACCUGGUUUUCAAUUUCCGUACGGGCAUCCCGGUAGAGGACAGUCACAUCACCCUGGACCCCAAAGAGAUCCGCAUUCAUUACCUGCGCACCUGGUUCAUGGUGGACUUCAUCUCCUCCAUCCCUGUUGACUACAUAUUCCUUGUUGUUGACCUGGAGUCCCUGCAGGAGUCGUCUGAUGUGUACCGCACCGCCCGCGCCCUCCGCAUUGUGCGCUUCACCAAGAUCCUCAGUCUGCUGCGUCUCCUCAGACUGUCUCGCCUCAUCCGCUACAUUCACCAGUGGGAGGAGAUUUUCCACAUGACUUAUGACCUGGCCAGUGCUGCGGUGCGAAUAGUCAACUUGAUAGGCAUGAUGCUGCUGUUGUGCCACUGGGAUGGCUGCCUGACCUUCAUGGUGCCGAUGCUGCAAGACUUCCCCCCAGACUGCUGGGUAUCCAAGAAUGACAUGGUGAAUUCUACAUGGCACCUACAAUACUCCUAUGCCCUGUUUAUGGCCAUGAGUCACAUGCUGUGUAUAGGAUACGGGGCGCACGCCCCAGAAGGCUUGACUGACGUUUGGCUCACCAUGAUCAGCAUGGUGGUGGGGGCCACCUGCUACGCCAUGUUCCUGGGUCAUGCAACUACCCUGGUCCAGUCAUUGGAUGCAUCACAUCGCCAAUACCAAGAGAAGUAUAAGCAGGUGGAGCAGUACAUGUCCUUCCAUAAACUGCCCGCGGACGUAAGACAGAGGAUCCAUGAUUAUUACGAGCAGCGAUUCCAAGGCAAGAUGUUCGAUGAGAACAGUAUCUUUGGAGAGCUCAGUGAUCCGCUGAAGGAGGAGAUUGUCAGCUAUAACUGCCGCGGGCUUGUAGCCAACAUGCCACUGUUCGCCAACACUGACCCUCAUUUUGUGACAGUGAUCCUGACCAAGCUGCGUUUCGAAGUCUUCCAACCUGCAGACUUGAUCAUAAGAGAAGGAACGCUGGGUCGUAAAAUGUACUUCAUCCAGCACGGCAGCGUCACUGUCAUACCACGUGGCAGUAGGGAGAUUACGCUCAACGAUGGAGCAUAUUUUGGAGAGAUCUGCCUUCUGACCCAAGGACGACGCACAGCCACUGUGAAGGCGGAAACAUACUGUCGCCUUUACUCGCUGAGUGUGGACAGUUUCAACGAAGUCCUGGAGGAGCAUCCUCUGAUGAGGAGGGCGUUUGAGAGCGUGGCUGUGGACCGCCUGGACCGAGUGGCUCGCAAACUCGGUGUUGAGCCACCUUCAGAUGAAUUACUUACUCAGUACCAAGAGAGAGAAACUCCUGCCUGAAAUGUGGAGGAUAUUUGUCUCGCUUUGACUGAACUUGACCACGAUACAAAGAAAUCUUUGAUGUACAUUGUAACAUUUGCUAUUUCAUUAAUGCUGACUGACAGAGACUCUUGUUUUUAUUUAUUAACACAUUAAUGCUGCACUUUGAUGAAACUGUUGCUCCUUCAGAUGAUUUCAAUUUGUUUAUUGGAUCUUAAGUCGUUAGCUGAAAUCAUAAUUUAAGAUAAGAUAAGAUGUACUUUAUUAAUCCCAAUUUGGGAAUUUUUCUUUGUUGCAGCAG